Messenger RNA from Cylicocyclus nassatus, 258 nucleotides. NCBI's taxonomy places the organism in Eukaryota, Metazoa, Nematoda, Chromadorea, Rhabditida, Strongylidae. The record is from the annotation of a GenBank genome assembly.
AUGCGAUUUUUGACAAUUUGGCUGGCAUUUCCACUAUAUUCACUCGCGUUAGACGACACAACCGAUGAAGAAUAUUGUACGACUUGUCAGGCUAUGAUGACAAAUUGCAUGGAAAUUUACGAUGACGACUUUUCCUCCAUAACCGAAGCCGAGAUAUUGUCGACGAUGUCUUCACUUUGUGGAAAGUACUUUAUAGGCUUUGAAGAAGUCAUUUGCAGAAUGCUUUGUCAGGCAAGUGCCUUUUCAGGUUUUGUUUGA